AUGCGCCUCUUCAAUACUCAACACGAAUUCCAGUAUUCCUGGGACGAGGUCUCGACCGCAAAUUGGCGCAAGUAUUGCCCAUGGAAUGACCAAUCAACACACGUAAUCGCCGUCGAUACCCUCUCUCGCUCUCUGGACCCACAAACCAACAUCCUCCGCACCGAGCGGCUCAUCACCUGCCGACAAUCAGCACCAUCAUGGCUCAAGACCGCGCUUGGCCGUAAAGAGGACACGAGUAUGGUGUACGAGGUCUCCUAUGUGGAUCCAAAGGAGAGGAAGGUCACGAUGUGCAGUCAGAAUAUGACUUGGAGUGAUAUCUUAUCUGUGCAGGAAACCGUCGUGUACAGGGAUGGAGUGCUUGGCAAGGGCGGGAAAAUCGGAACGACCAUCUUUGAACAAAGGGCGAAGAUCAUUGCGCUCUGUGGUGGGUGGCAGAGGAUUAAGAAUGCUGUGGAGGAGUUUAGUGUGGAGCGUUUCAGGCAGAAUGCCGCCAAGGGGAGGGAUGGGUUCGAGAGGGUGUUGAGGAUCUCGCGAGAGGUCUUUAGGGAGGAGAGGGAGAAGAGGGCGAGCGCGAGCAGUUGA
This is a messenger RNA of Ramularia collo-cygni, 582 nucleotides long. RefSeq names its product probable protein MSF1. Gene Ontology annotation, biological process: phospholipid transport. The transcript has a single exon. The coding region runs from base 1 to 582 and encodes 193 amino acids. The record is from RefSeq and is a predicted model, not a curated record. Gene Ontology annotation, cellular component: mitochondrial intermembrane space. Gene Ontology annotation, molecular function: phosphatidic acid transfer activity. NCBI's taxonomy places the organism in Eukaryota, Fungi, Ascomycota, Dothideomycetes, Mycosphaerellales, Mycosphaerellaceae.